AUGGAGCUUUCGAUCAUUCGACUUAUCAUUUCGUGGGUUUUGGGAAUUAUUUCGACCACAGCCAUUAAAUUCCAAGGAAAAUUUGAAUGGGAUACAGAAGAACAUGUGACAUUAAAAAUCAGUGACGAAGGACGCUAUAAAAGAUCACGUGGUGGCGUUACGUCGUUUCCGGAUGUCAUGGGGAUAAACUUUGACACGGCCAAUACGUCUGUCAGCCUAUCUCUGAGACGUAACUAUGGUUUAGAUGAGAACCUGCCUGUCUACGUCAUCAAAGAGAACAGCCUAGUCUUACAAACUCUUCCGCUAGUAACGGACACGGCGUUCUACCAAGACGUAAAACACGGGGCAGCUUUUACCGUCAAAUUCGAUGAAAAAACGUCAAAAGUUUUAAAUCUGUUUGGUACAUUGCGAUUAAACAAUGCCGCCUACUUUAUGGAAAGGUCAGGUGAUUUUGAAAGCGGUGACGAUUCCCACUUCCGUCUACGGAAGUACAAGGUCAUGGCCGGAAAGUUUGUGGACAUUGUGCAGAGGAAAGUUGGUCAUGGCUCGGACAGCAAGAGUGAUACAUCUGAUUUUGACAAGACUAGGAACAGUGGCAAAACAGGAACCGGAAGCGAUGCAAUUCCCAGCUCGCGCGUGAAGCGAUCCGCUGUUGAGCAAACCGUCGAGUUAAUGUUCACCACCGAUUACUCCAUUUAUAGCUAUUGGUAUAGCGACAGCAAUGCGACAUCGACCGCACAGAAGGACUUAGACGCCAAGACGAGUAUCAGGCAGUUCUACGCGCAUGCCAUUAAUGAGGUUGACGCUAUGUAUGCCAGUGUUGAUUCGUCGUCGAUUUCUAUAAACGUGGUAUUUGCAUGCCUUGUUAUUUCUGAAUCCGUUGCAACAUCUGAGUGGACUGAGACCAGAGUCAGCGGAGGAAAGGUGGACGCCAGUGACGUACUUAACAACUACACGGCUUGGGAACAACAGCUUGCGAUCUCUCCUUGCGGCUACGACCACGCCAUGUUGUUCAGCAAGUACGACUUUACAUCAACGGCCGAAGGAGUAGUGAGCAGCGCCGUUGCAGGUCUUGCGUGGUUAUCAGGCGCUUGUGACAGUCUUAAACAAUCGAUCAGUGAGGAUUCAUUCGACUAUGACAUGAAUGUAAUAGCGGCUCAUGAACUCGGACACAACCUUGGAGCUGACCAUGACGGGGACGGAAAUUCGUGCCCGGAAAACAACAAGAACAUCAUGUCGCCAUCUAUUGGUCCAGGUCCCAGUUCAGCGAGGGAUAAUCCAUGGAAAUUUUCAAGCUGUUCUGUCACAUACUUCGAAACUUACGUAACAAAACUAAAUACAGACACGAAUAACUGUCUGCUGACAUUGAGUAGCGAUCACGAUCCGACGGCCUUGACCCCGUAUGACCAGGGGAUUCCCGGUCAGGUGAUCACGGCUGACGAGCAGUGCGUGCGACUUGAAGGAGCUGGAUCACACUUAUGUAGGGAGUUUUACACUUCCGAUUAUUCUAGCAUGUGCUAUUCCAUGAAAUGUAGGAUAUCCGGUUCUACAUCAUGCAAUAUUUAUACCGCUGCUACCGGAACCACGUGUGGAAACCAAAAGUGGUGUUUCCAAAGCUCCUGUAUUGCAAACUCCUCGGCGCCAGUCGUCAGUGAUACGUGUCCCUAUGGUGACAAUCCCGGCAUUGUGUACACAGAUGGCUCCAAUACCUACACUUGUGCUACGCUGUUCCAGGCUUUCAAUAAAGGCCUUAAUUGUCCUAGCUUCCUAACGCGUUGCUGUGCGACAUGCGAGGCUGUUUAUACGUCAAUACCUG
Messenger RNA from Mizuhopecten yessoensis (Yesso scallop), 1816 nucleotides. RefSeq names its product A disintegrin and metalloproteinase with thrombospondin motifs 6-like. Gene Ontology annotation, biological process: proteolysis. The record is from RefSeq and is a predicted model, not a curated record. NCBI's taxonomy places the organism in Eukaryota, Metazoa, Mollusca, Bivalvia, Pectinida, Pectinidae. The annotation marks the transcript as partial. The transcript has 15 exons. Gene Ontology annotation, molecular function: metalloendopeptidase activity.